AUUGUAUAUGUCUGUUCCACCUAUAAGCAAAGAGAACGGAGAAAAGAGAGUUUUUGAGUUAACACAGAGUAAUAUGGCAUAUUGGGCAUUAAAGCUGAGGUUUGCAAGAUAUAUGCCUCACCUGAGUAUGGUUGCAGCUCAGAUAAGUUAUACAACUCCUACUUCAUUGUGCAGUGAAGGCCUAAAUUCUCAUCUUUAUGUAACUUAUCGGUUUAUCAUCGCCGACUUGGUCAUGUCUACUUUUGCCUAUUUCCUGGAAAGGAGGGUAAAAUCAAGGCCAAAGAUGACACGAGCACUGGUUCUAGAGUUAUUUUUGCUCUCUCUCAUAGGCGUCGGCUUAACCAUGAACAUCUACUUUGCAAGUUUGAGAUACAGUUCUCCAACAUUCGUUGCAUCUGUGGUCAACACUGUGUCUUCUUUGACUUUUGUGAUUGCAAUCAUACUCAGGAUGGAGGUAGUCGAUGUAAGAAGCUCAUCGUAGACUGGGGUCACCAUCAUCACUUUGUAUAAAGGAUCUGCAUUCCACAGCUUGUGGUCUGCCCCGCUUCACCUGAAAAGACUUUCCUCUGUUCAUGAGAAUUGGGUUAAAGGGUCAAUUUUGACUGUUGCUAGCUGCAUAUCAUGGGCUCUAUGGUACAUAAUGCAGGCAGUUACUUUGAAGAAAUAUCCUGCACAACAGCAUGGAUGA
Molecule: messenger RNA, 688 nt
Organism: Gossypium arboreum
Lineage: Eukaryota; Viridiplantae; Streptophyta; Magnoliopsida; Malvales; Malvaceae
Product: WAT1-related protein At5g07050-like
Cellular component (GO): plasma membrane
Molecular function (GO): transmembrane transporter activity
Source: RefSeq, a predicted model, not a curated record